Messenger RNA from Odontomachus brunneus, 795 nucleotides. RefSeq lists its product as uncharacterized. The coding region runs from base 1 to 795 and encodes 264 amino acids. The record is from RefSeq and is a predicted model, not a curated record. Gene Ontology annotation, cellular component: membrane. Gene Ontology annotation, biological process: sensory perception of smell. Gene Ontology annotation, molecular function: olfactory receptor activity; odorant binding. NCBI's taxonomy places the organism in Eukaryota, Metazoa, Arthropoda, Insecta, Hymenoptera, Formicidae. The transcript has a single exon.
AUGAAGAUCGAAGGACAAAGAGAGAAAAAGAACAUGGAUUUUCGAAAUUUGAAUCCUCUAAAUAUCCGAGCGAAUCUGCUGUCGGGCAAUCUAUUGCCGAUAACGCCCGACGACUCGCGACCUUCUAUUCUCUGGCGAGCAUAUGGCGUCAUCAUACUGUUGAUCGAAGUGAUACAGAUCGCCGGGUUCAUAUUCGGUUUAAUCCUGGCGCCGCAAAAGAAAACUCUGAAGGAGGGCAGCAUCGGCGUCAUGGUCACUAUAGAAGUGAUCGUUAUGCUCACUCGUUUCUACGCGCACAAGAAGCUACUGAAACGGGUGAUCGGCAAGUUGAACGAUCUGCUGCGAGACGCGGAUGAGACUAUGAAGGACAUCGUGAGGUCGAUCCUGAAGCCAAAGAUAAUGCCGUUAACGUUGUAUGGAAUAUUCAGCGUUAUCUCGUUCUUGGUGUGGAACAUAGAGCCGCUUUUGUUGGUUUUCAACAGAAACACUUUCUUCUACUCGGAUUACAAUGUUCCAACGGCCUUCUCCGCCGAACCAUUCUCCACCUCCGUCUUGAUCCCGUCGAUUCUCAUCAUGGCGUUCGGUGGCUCGUCUCGAAUUCUCAAAAAGUACAGCUUGGACGUUUAUAUGAUGCACCUAGUGCUGCUAUUGACCGCGCAAUAUCGAUACAUGGCAAUAAAACUCGCCCAGUUAUUCCGACAUCCGCGGGAGACUGGGGGAGGGCGCUCUGAGGAAGAUCGAUGGGUGGAAGAGUUGAGAACAUUGUGUCAACAUUACAACACCGUUAUAUGGUAA